CCACCACAUUUAUAAACAUGCGUUUAGAGUAUUUGGCUGAAAUUUCCACAUUAUGAGCCAUUUCGUCGAGCUAUGAUUUGUUAUAGCUAGGUCGCUUCUGAAAAAAGAGAUUCAUAUCUCAGCGGGCCUUACCUGGUAAAAUAAAAAUAAUUAAGAGUUAUAGUUUAAGAGGGAGCUCAUGAGAACAACUCAACAGGGUAUCUGGCCGAUACUCUUCCACGCUGGCCACGCGUCUCCGAAGCGAUGGGAGUAUCCGCACUUGACCCAAGCACACGCGGCCUGCUGAUUGACCAUCUGGUGUGUAGCCACACACACCGCGGCCUGCAAACAGGCGGGGAAGAUUGAAUCAACUUUCCCGUUCUUUGUGCUCGGAGAUCGAGUCGAACUGGCAACUUCUGGAUUGCAGAGUCCAGCGUGGUAACCAUUAUACCAUAGUUAACCGUUCCUUUUUGUUUGCCUUCCUCUUCUGUUGUAAGCAUUGUGUAAAAAGCAAAAAUCCGUGGGUGUCGCUAACCAGGGCUCGAGUUCUCAAUGACGGUCUCCCAGAGCCUCUCGCCACGGGCAUUCCGCGGAGGCACCCUGCGCUCGCCCUGGCAGCGCCUGCGCCUCCUGGGCGGCUGCGCGCUCGUGUCGUCCGUCUGCGGCGCCGCGCUCUUCUGCAGCCUCCGCUUCGGCUUCGGCUGCGCUCUCGCCACGUCGCUGCUCGUGGCCGGGCCGCUCGCCGCCGCUGCCGCCGUCCUCGCGUUCCUCUCCCGGCAGGCGCGGUGCCUGGCGGCGCUGCUCGUCCUCGCGAGCGGCGCCAAAGAGGCACGGGGCGCCCUCGCCUCGGCAGCCGUCGUCCUCGCGCUCACGCGCAGCCUGAGCAACGUGACGCGGAACCUCGACAUCCUCAUCGAGUGCUUCGAGUGCGUCGUCAAAGCCUCCCUGCAGGGCAUCAAAGAGUUCGUGUGCACCGUCAAAGAGGCCGUCGAUUUGCUCUAUGCCAUCACCAAAGAGAUCACGAGAGCGCUCAACGACGUUUUCGGGGGCAUGACGUUUAGCAAGAUUGGGGACGAGCGCUCCGUGGGAACCGUAGUCACAUGCAACGCGAGCCUGCAGGCCAUCGAGGGCAUCAGGAACUACACGGAGGGCAUCUUCGCGCGGCUCAACGGUGUCGCCGACGUGCUCUGUCAUCCGCUGUUCAACGCCGUCCUGGUCAUCCUCAACCUGCUGAUCAUGCUCAUCUUGGCAGGCCACUACUUCAGGCGCUACAGGCAGAAGCUCAGUUUUGACAACGUCUACAUCACCAACCAGUUCUGCAGCAUUGACAGGGAGCUGAGCCGGCGUGGGGAGGAACACGUGCUCCCAUUGCUGAAGGUCGAGCGGGAAAAAUUAGUCAUCCUCAGCUCCCUGGCGCUGUCAAGCGUGGAACGACGGGCGAUGGUGCGUUACGCCGUGCCAGUUAUUACCAACGGCCUGCUCUGUGCCGUGGCCAUUGUGGUGGACUACGGGGUCUUCCUGCUCGUCGAUGUCGUCUACAGGCACAUGGACAGCAUCGCACACGAGCACAUAUCAUUGGAUAUGAACGUCGAGGUCAAUUUAUUCAUGAUUGUGUUAUUCCCCGUGCUGAAGAGAAGCCAAUCGUUUCAGAACAACCUGUCGCUCAUUGCCGACAAGUGCUUCGACAAAAAUCGCCCUCCGACGCCUCCCGACAAGGGCACGAUCGUCAAGGUGUGCGUGCUCUUCGCUGCGCUCGCCCUCUUCUCGCUCUCGUCAGCCUUCAUCAACCGGCUGCGGCGCAAGGUCGUCAGUCUGUUCUACCCCGAGAGGGAGGUGCAGCGCAUCCUGUACCUCCACAAGAAGAUCUUGGACAAGCGCAGGAAACGGCCCAGGGAAACCAUCAAACUGCACAGGACCUUACUGCAAAGCAUAAUGAAACGUGGCAAGCGGGACACCUCGAAGAAACUUGAGCCACUUGGGAGUUUCUAAUCUCCUAUGUGCCUUCAUCAGUGGGAGACCGCAAUCACGUAAACACAUCUCUUACCUUGUCGAUAUGCCCAGAUUAUGUCCUGGGGCUGUCGAGCACAUUAUAAAUGAUCAUAGCUUUUCCCCAGCUGUCGGCAUCUCUCACGAUGUAACAAUGCAGAAGGUUCCUGCACACGAGAUGUUUUCAUCACUUCAUCAUCUCCACGAUGGGUGUCUGCUCGGGAAUGUUCCCUUCUGUUGGCUGCCAAUUCAUGAUUGACAUUCACCACCCAGCUCCUAAUAAUGAGUGAAGCGUCCAGCCCAAGACCACUUAACAGUUCAUAUCUUUGCUUCUUAAAAUGCAUGGUCUCGAAUCCAUUGACCCUUUUUCUGCCUCUCGGUGUAAUUCAAAGCACGCAAC
Messenger RNA from Lethenteron reissneri (Far Eastern brook lamprey), 2365 nucleotides. It is a transcript of the gene DCSTAMP, whose product is annotated as dendrocyte expressed seven transmembrane protein. NCBI's taxonomy places the organism in Eukaryota, Metazoa, Chordata, Hyperoartia, Petromyzontiformes, Petromyzontidae. The record is from RefSeq and is a predicted model, not a curated record. Gene Ontology annotation, cellular component: membrane.